This is a messenger RNA of Notodromas monacha, 1078 nucleotides long. The record is from the annotation of a GenBank genome assembly. Lineage: Eukaryota; Metazoa; Arthropoda; Ostracoda; Podocopida; Cyprididae.
AAUUCGUUGAAUUCUUUUUCCAGAACGUCGUUGGUGAAUGUUGUCGAGUGUUUCCUGUGACUGAAAUAAAAUGUUGUGCAGAACAUUGACAGUUCUCGCGUGUCGACGGACGAUCGCAUCAGCGCGUCGUUUCUCGCUCUCCCGACUGACAUCUACCGACAACUCUGUGAAACAAGUCGAGGAAGACAACUUUAAACUCGUUUUCCGAUUCCCUUACAUCCGGGCAGCAAAACUGGUUUGCCGACUCAAAUUGUACCAAACCGGAGUGACUGUGAUUGCGUUUCCUGCGACGACAGUGAUGCAAAUGCAGGGACUUUUGGAACCUCACGUGUCUGUGACUCUGGGGUUUGUGAGUGUGUUUGCCCUUGGGAUGCUGGGAGUGAUGGGGGAAAUAUUUCGAAAGCUCGUUGGGAUUUUGUACGUCAACGAGGCCACGAACGAGGUGAAGAUUGCGCAUUUGACCUUUUUUGGGAGUCGGAAUGAUAUCGUGGUGCCUAUGGAAGACAUUGUUCCGAUGUCCGACUCUUCGGAAAACGUCAACGACGCGUAUGUGAAGCUGAUGCGGUAUUCGACGAAAGAUCCGUUUUACGUGUGCUUCAAGUACGGAGGAGUGGAAGACAAACGAUCGUUUCUUUCCUUGAAUAAUUCAUCGAGUCCGGGGGAAAAGUACGUUUCGGUGCCUUGUUCAGACUUUGGAGCAAAAUUUAACGUUUUCAGUGGUCAUGAUGAUGAUGAUGGUGAUGCGAUGAGUUGGGCAGUGUCGAUCGUUGGCUCCCAGGAGUGGAAGUGUAUUCCCGCGCGGGAAGAAGUGUCGGACGCCGGAUCCGACGAGGAAGCGGAAAUCAUCAAGUACGAAAACAAAGUUGCCGCGUUUUACGAAACCAUCGUGUCGAAAAACAAGGGACUCACUCCGAUAGGCAAGAAGUUCGUCGAGCGUCCGACGACGAGCGUGGACGACGAGGAGGACGACAACGACGAGACUGAGGACGACGAGGAAGCGGAAGAGGAGGAAGAAGAAGAGGAAGAGGAACUUGACGUUGAAAUGCCGUUCGAGCCUCAAUCCGCAGGCCUCAACUGA